Balaenoptera acutorostrata (minke whale) is the source of this 7228-nucleotide messenger RNA. Its product is annotated as endoplasmic reticulum mannosyl-oligosaccharide 1,2-alpha-mannosidase-like. Gene Ontology annotation, molecular function: mannosyl-oligosaccharide 1,2-alpha-mannosidase activity; calcium ion binding. Gene Ontology annotation, cellular component: membrane; endoplasmic reticulum. The record is from RefSeq and is a predicted model, not a curated record. Gene Ontology annotation, biological process: N-glycan processing; carbohydrate metabolic process. NCBI's taxonomy places the organism in Eukaryota, Metazoa, Chordata, Mammalia, Artiodactyla, Balaenopteridae.
AUGGAUGAAGACCCCAAGAGCCCGCCUGCCGCUGACCCUACGGCGGGCCCUCCGUCCUCGCUGAGCCCGGCCCCCCAGGCCCCAGCCCCUCCAGGCCCCCGGGUCGAGACCUGGGGCCCUGGGGGAGCCGGACCGGGGCGCAACUGGACGCAGAGCCGCGGAUCCCAGCGAGACCUGCUCGACCGGAAGCCAGCUCCUCCUGUUGCCUUGGCCACCGCCCAGCUAGGAAACGGCCGGCGCAUGCGCAGAAGGGCGCCGCCGCCAAGCGCCUCAGGCCUCCUGACGCCGCCAGCGCCCGCUCGCAUUCACGUGUCCGCGGCGCGCCCCGCCUGGGGGCGCCUUGGCGCUGACUCUGAGCCCGGGCCGGAGCCCGGGCGGCGGCGGCUGGCGGCAAUGCUGGUGCUGGCGGCCGGGCCGCGACAGCCUCCCCGGGACGGGACGCCCGGGACCCAGCCUCGGACACGGGCAUCUGAGACCUUGUCUGUGUUUGGCACAAGGACCUUGGACUGGGACCCUGGGCUCAGUAACGGUGGGCCCAUCCGAGACCCGCUGUGCCUCUGUCUGUCCGAGGGGCCACCUGCCCUUGAAUGGGAAAAAUGGAAGCAGCUGUCGAGGUUACAGUGGAACGUGGUCCUCUUCCUGCUGGCGUUCCUGAUGCUCUGCGGCCUCCUGUCCUACAUCAGUGUGGCCGACGAGUGGAAAGCCGUGGGCAGCAGGUCGGCAGAAGGGCCGAAGAUGAGACCCGCAAAUCCACCCGUCUUGCCAGCUCCUUGGAGAGCAGCUGAGAACCCGGAAACCUUCGCGGGGGCGUCCCCUCAGAAGCCUCCAAGGCAUUUCCGACGGGGACCCCCCAACCUGCAGAUUAGAGCCCCCAAUGGAGACGCCAAGGACAGGAGGCAGGAAGAGGCCCAGAGGAGGGCAGAGGCGGUGGGCGAGGCUCCCCGGGAAGACGACGCGCAGGGAAGCCGCGUCAGCCGGAGGGGCACGGGGCCCGAACCGGAGCAGGGCACCCAGCUGCCUGUAAGAAAGGCAGAGGCCCCCGCCAGGCCUUCCCCACAGGCCCUCAGGAUGAGGAACAGUCCAGGAGAACUGAGUCUGGGUCGCCGCCAGGACCCUCUGCUCUCGGUGCUGGAGCCCCCAGGGAGGACAGGAGAGCCCGGAGUGGGGACACGGGGCGGCCGUGUGGGGUUAGAAAUGGACGGCAGAGCCGUGGAUGUUGACACUGACGGGACGAAGCGGGAGCACACAGCCAUCCUGGGCAGGUGGUCCAGGGCCACAGCUGUGGCCUUCAGACACUGUCCCCAGGAGGGGGCUGAGAACCAUGGCGAGGGCGGGUUCAGCCCUGUGGUCUCGCCCGUCGGGGCAGCAGCGUCCAAGGAGCGCAGCUCUCUGUGCAGCCCGCCCUGCUCACUGCCCUGCCCUCCUCUGCCCCAGGAGGCCGUGGAGGAGGUGACCAGGUGCGUGCACUCCCUGCGUGGGAAGAAGGACGGGCUGGUGCCCAUGUUCAUCAACACCAACAGCGGGCUCUUCACCCACCUGGGCGUGUUCACCCUGGGCGCCAGGGCCGACAGCUACUACGAGUACCUGCUGAAGCAGUGGAUCCAGGGUGGGAAGAAGGAGACACAGCUGCUGGAAGACUACCUCGAAGCCGUGGAGGGAAUCAAAAAGCACCUGCUGCACAGAUCUGAACCCGGCAAGCUGACCUUCGUGGGGGAACUCGCCCACGGCCGCUUCAGCGCCAAGAUGGACCACCUGGUGUGCUUCCUGCCAGGGACGCUAGCUCUGGGCGCCCACCACGGCCUGCCUGCCGACCACAUGGAGCUGGCCCGGGCGCUCAUGGACACCUGCUACCAGAUGAACCGUCAGAUGGAGACGGGGCUGAGCCCCGAAAUCGUGCACUUCAACCUGCACCCCCAGAAGUCCCGUAAGGACGUGCAGGUCAAGGCGGCCGACAGACACAACCUGCUGCGACCCGAGACGGUGGAGAGCUUGUUCUACCUGUACCGCCUCACGGGCGACCGCAAGUACCAGGACUGGGGCUGGGAGAUCCUGCGAAGCUUCAACACGUACACGAGGGUCUCCUCCGGUGGCUAUUCUUCCAUCAGCAACGUCCAGGACCCCCGCAAUCCCCAGCCCAGGGACAAGAUGGAGAGCUUCUUUCUGGGGGAGACGCUCAAGUACCUGUAUCUGCUCUUCUCCGACGCCCCAGACCUGCUCAGCCUGGGAACACGUAAGCCUACUUAUGUGUUCAACACGGAGGCUCACCCCCUGCCCAUCUGGGCCCCCUCCUAGGGCGGGACGGCUCCCGAGUGGGUGCUGCCCGGGGGACUGAUGAGUCCUGUCAUCGAGGGUGCCUGUCGGCAAGACCCUGGCCCUGACCUUGGCUGUGUGGUGUCCACCCAGCCGGCUGGGCGUGCUCCAGGCCGGGCUGAUGACAGAGGCCAGCGGCAACUGGGCCAGGACGUUUCAGGGCCUCAUAGCUGCUUGGGGUGGCCGCUGGGCUUCUGGUGCUCUGCCACUGGUUCUGGGCUCCUUGCCUGGUUCUCAUCGGGGCACCGUUAGGAACAAGUAGGAAUAAAUCAGCGCUGUGAUUUAGGGAGGUCCCGUCCACCCGGGGAGCCUCUUCCUUCUUCCUGAGAAAAUCAAAUCGUGACUACAUUCCUGAUAUACCUAAAUGCCCUCCUGCUGGCCGUGCAGGGCUUUCUAGGGGUCCUGGGCCCUCUGGUCACCCUGGGCCACACUGGGUCCCCAGAGCCCAUGAUGAGAUCAGAGACAGGUGCUGCGGGGACAGCCUGGGUACAGCUCAGCCUCGGGGCCUCACAACCUGUGAACACGCCCCAACCUGGGCUCUCAGGGGGCAUCCGUGGCCUCAUGGGGAUCCGGGCCCCUGGCUGGCUGUGGUGUUUACACGUUGGACUCAGGGAUUCUUCCCUUGCCCUUGCAGGGGCUGGGCGGGGCUGGGCGGGCAAGUUCACCGGCUCCCAGGCCAGCUCUGAUUGAUGGACUUUUCAGUCGGGAUAGAAGCACGUUUGCUCUAACUGUGAGGUUUCCCCUGUGGGUAAGCAGAUCUCUGUUACUGUGAAACAUCUGGGUGUAGAUUGAGAGACCCCAGUUUUCUGGGUCCCACCUCCACAUUCCAUUCACUGAUAGUCAUGUUUCCACCCAGGACAAUCCUGCUGUCCUCAGUCCUUGAGUUUAUUACACCUGCAACUUUUCUGGUAUCAUGUCAGGUACAUAUUCUGUUUUGGGAAUAAGUAGUUGCCAUCUUAGCUUACCACAAAAACUAACAGCAAAGGGGUGUAGCAAUUGAUGAUGGGAACAAAAGUUAAUGAAAUACAGAACUCAGGUGUAAUGGAAGAGAUCAGUGAAGCCGAAGAAGUGGGUAGGUUGUCAGCCGCAUGGCAGAGUCGGCAGCGCCAUGCUCUCAUUCCCCCAACAGAAACAUCCACACACACACACACAGAGAAUCAGAACCAUCACAGCCAGCUUUCAACAACAGCAACAACAAAAUCACAAGGAAAAUUUUAAAAGCAGGAAAGUAUGGUCCACUCAAAGGAACAAAAUUAGUUGAUAGAAACCAUCCCUGAAGAACUUCAGACAUCCGAAUUAUUAAAAAAAACUUUAAGAGAAUUGUCUUAAAAAUGCUAAAAGAGCUCAAGGAAAACAUGCACAUGGAAGUAAAGGAAAUCCAAAAAAUAAUGUAUGAACAAAAUGAGAAUAUCAAUAAGGAGAAACUAUUAAAAGCAAGCCAAGUCUCAUACUGAAAAGUACAUUAAAAUGAAAAAUUCAUUAGAGGGUUCAAUAGCAGGUUUGAGCAGGGAAGAGAAAGAAAGUGAAGUUGGGGUAGGAUUAUUGAAACUAGCGUGACGAGCAGAAAGAGAAUAGAAUGAAGAACAGUGAACAGAGACCAAGGGACCUCUGGGAUCCCAUCCUAAGUGGGCCCCACGUGUGCAUUAUAGUAGUCUCGAAGAGAGGGAAGGGCAAAAUGAAUAUUUGAAAAACUAUUGUUAAAAACUUACCAAAUUUGAUGAAACAUAUGAACCUACAACUCCAAGAAGUUCAAUGAACUCCAAGGAUCAAGUCAUAGAGACUCACACCAAGACACUUUAAUAAUCAAAUUGUUGAACGACAAAGAGAAAAUCUUGAAAAUAGCAUGAAAUGCCUUGUUAUGUACAAGCAGUCUUCAGUAAGAUUAACUGAUACUUUCUCAUCAGAAAACCAUAGAGACCAGAAGGCAGUGGUAUAUUUAAAGUGGUGGGGGGACUUCCCUGGUGGUGCAGUGGUUAAGAAUCCACAUGCCAGCGCAGGGGACACGGGUUCAAGCCCUGCUCUGGGAGAAUCCCACAUGCCGCGGAGCACCUAAGCCUGUGCGCCUAGAGCCCUGCUCCACAACAAGAGAAGCCUGCGGACCGCAACGAAGAGUAGCUCCCGCUCGCCGCAACUAGAGAAAGCCCGCACGCAGCAACAAAGACCCAACGCGGCCAAAAGUAAAUAAAAUAAAUAAAUUUUAAAAAUAAAGUGAUGGGGGAAAAACUGUCAACCAAGAAUUCUAUAUCCAGCAAAACUGACCUUCAGAAAUGUGGGAGAAUUUAAGGCAUUCCCAGAUAAACAAUAGCUGAGGGAGUUUGUUGCCACCAGACCUGGCCUACGAGAAAUGCUCAAGGCAGUCCUUCAGGUUUAAAUGGAAGGACAUUAGUACCUCAAAGCCAUAGGGAGAAAUAAAGAUCUGUGGUAAAGGCAAAACCAUGGGCACGUAUAAAAAACAGUAUUACUGUAUUUUCGGUUAUGACUCCACUUUUUAUUUACUACAUGAUUUGGAAGACAAAUGCAUAAACAAUAAUUACAAAUUCAUGUAAUUGUGCACACAGUGUACAAACAUGUAAUUUGCAAUGACAACAUAAAGCAGAUGGAACUGUUUAGAAGCAUAGUUUAUGUGAUUGAGUGAAGUUGUCCACCUGAAGUACACUGUUACAAAUUUAGGAUGUUAAGUGCAAUCUCCCUGGUAAGCAAAGGAAAUAUCUAGAAGAUAUACACAAAAAAAAUCCACAAGAAAGCUACUAGAGAUAAUAAAUUCAGGAAAGUUGCAGGGUACUAGAUCAACAAACAAAAUCAGUUAUGUUUCUACGCACCUGCAAUGAACAAUUCAAAAAGAAAUUAAGAAAGCAAUUCCAUUUAAAAUAGCAUCUAAAAUAAUAAAAUAAUUAGGAAUAAAUUUAACCAAGGGGGUGAUUUAAUUGUACACUGAAAACCAUAAAACAUUGUUGACAUAAAGAAAACCUAAAUAAGUGGAAAGAUGUCCUUUGUUCAUGGGUAGAAAGAUUUUUUAUUUUUUUGGCUGCACCACGCGGCUUAUAUGAUCUUAGUUCCCUGACCAGGGAUUGAACUACAGCCCCAGCAGUGAAAGCACCGAGUCCUAACCACUGGACCACCAGGAAAGUCCCAGGAAGACUUAAUUUUAAGAUGUCAGUACUACCCAAAGUGAUGUACAGGUUCAAUGCAAUCCCUAUCAAAAUUCCAACAGUGUUUCUUUUUUCUUUUUUCUUUUUUUGCAGAAAUUAAAAUGUCAAUCCUCAAAUUCAUAUGGAAUUGCAAGGGGGGCCCUGAAUAGCCAAAAUAAUCUUGGAAAAGAACAACGUUAGAUGACGCACAUGUCCCAAUUUCAAAACUUCCUACGCACAGUGUUCAAAACAAUGUGGUGUUAUAAGGAUAGACAUAUAGACCAAUGGAACACAAGUAAGGCUCUAGAAAUAAACUCAUAUAUCUCUGGCCAAUUGAUUUUUGCAAGGGUAGUAAGUCUAUUUAAUGGGGGAAAUAAUUUGCCUUCAGCAAAUGAUUCUGAGAAAAUUAGAUUUCCACAUGAAGUUGGACCCCUACCUCACACCAUAUACAAAAAGUUAACUCAAAAUGAAUCAAUGACCUAAAUAUAAGAGCUAAAACCACAAAACCCCUAUAAAAAAACAUACAGGUUAAUCUUCAUAACCUUGGGUUUGACAAUGGAUUCUUAGAUAAAACUCCAAAAGCACAAGCAACAAAAGACACACGUUGGACAUCAUCAAAGUAAAAAUUUUUGUGCACCAAAGGACACUAUCUAGAGUACAAAGGCAACCCACAGAAUGGGAGAAAAUAUUUUCAAACUACAAAUCUGAUAAGGGUUUAAUAACCAGAAUAUACUUUUUAAAACUUCUACAACUCAACAACAAAAACAAAAACUCUUGAAACUCAACAACAAAUAACAAAACCUCAAAAACAAAAACCCAAAUUAACAAAAAACUAAAACUCAACAAAAUGAAGAAUGAAAACAACUUUUAUAAUGUCAAAAGGGUACAUUAUAUGUUAUGUAUAAUUUAACACACACGCACAUACACAUGAACGUGGGCAUAACUGCAGGUGCCGCGUAGGUCAGAGCUGAGAGCACUGGGACCUGCUUGGGGACACCCCUUGCCCAUUCAAGACAUUUCUCCAAAGAAGAUUUAUAAAUGUUCCAUAAGUACAUGAAAAGAUACUCAAUUUCACUAAUCAGGAAAAUGCAAAUCAAAAUCUCAAUGAGAGACCACUCACACUCAUGGGAUGCUACUAUUAAACAGAAAACAAGUGCUGGCGAGGAUGUGGAGAAAUCGGAACCUUUGUGCACUGCUGGUUGAAAUGUAAAAUGAUGCAGAUGCUGUGGAAAACAGUACGGAGGCUCCUCAAAAAAUGAAACAUAGAAUUACCAUAUGAUCCUGCAAUCCCACUUCUGGGUAUACCCCCCCCAAAAUUGAAAGCAAGGUCUUGAAGAGAUAUUUGUAUACCCAGGUUCACAGCAGCAUUUUAAACAAUAGUCAAGAGUUGGAAACAACCCAGGUGUCCCCUGAUGGAUGAAUGGAUAUGCAUAAUGUGGUCCAUCCAUACAAUGAAAUAUUAUUUACCUUCAAAAAGGAAGGAAAUCCUGACACAUGCUGUGACACAGAUAAGCCUUGAAGACGUUAUGCUCGGUGAAAUAAGCCAGACGCAAAAAGACAAAUUCUGUAUGAUUCCACUUACAUGAGGUAUCUAGAAUAGGCAAAUUCAUAGAGACCGGACAAUAGAGGUCACCCCCGGCUGGCGGAGGGGGAAUUGGGAGUUGUUGUUUAAUGAGUGAAUGGUUUCUGUUUGGGAAAAUGAACUAGUUUUAGAAAUAAUGAUGAUGCAUUAAAGCCAAUGCAUUUAGUGACUUUCCCUAGUGGUCCAGUGGUUAAGACCCUGCGCUCCC